CUCGUACGCUCCAACUGUCGUCGCUGUCGCAACCCAAAAUAAUAAACUCAGUACCUACGAACUCUACCUGUGGUCCUCAUUAGUCUACAUCGCGCCACCUUAGCACGGUCUACACCCCCAAAACUUUUCCGCGAUCCUGGCCUAUCUGUCUCGCCAGUAGUCGAGCCUUUCUCCAUCCUACCGGCAGGGACACCGAUUUGCACGAUCGUCGUUCGAAAGGCCAGCGCCGGAGCUUUGUCCACACCGCUAGCUGUCCAGAUAAUUUGUCAGUCCACACAGUUGGCAGUCUCUACCUCAGGUUCAGCUUGCCGCGAAGCGAAUAGCGACUCGUUCCGAGGAUUCCCUGGCGCAGAAAGCUCCAUAGUUAAUUACUAUAGCAAGGUGCUCAGGCGACUCUGACGUGGUCUCCUGCCAGCAGAGCAGCCGGACACGACAUUCAACUUUAACAUCUAGCGCGCGCGCUUUCUAAAUAGCUUAAAUCAUGUCAUCGACAUCUCCCUCCAAGGAACCCGAAGCGGAAACUGAGCAACUAUCCGGAGAAGAUCAGGAACACAUGGAAAGGGAACACCAAGAAACGCAGGCGCAAGGCCAGGGCGAGUUUGAGGUGAAGGAGCAGGACCGUUGGCUACCAAUUGCAAAUGUGGCACGCAUUAUGAAACUGGCUUUGCCAGAGAAUGCAAAGAUCGCAAAGGAAGCAAAAGAGUGUAUGCAGGAAUGCGUGAGCGAAUUCAUUUCAUUCAUUACCAGUGAAGCAUCCGAGAAAUGCCAGCAGGAGAAGAGGAAGACUGUCAACGGAGAGGACAUCCUGUUUGCGAUGACAUCUCUAGGCUUUGAGAACUACGCAGAGGCGCUCAAGAUUUAUCUCUCCAAGUAUCGCGAGACUCAGUCGGCAAGGGGAGAAAACCAGAAUCGGCCUACGAGUAGCUACAGCUCUGGCGGGACUGUCGGUGGUCCCGUUGGCGCAGCACAAGCUGCGCGAGUAGGUGUGCCAAACACAUCCGGUGGGUUUGCAGAAGCAGCGGACACUGGCAGCAACCUCAUCAACCCAGGCUUGGAUCCCACAGAACAAGACACGUCUGCGUACGGCUACCCGCCCAUGGUCGGCCAAGGCCACAAUGGUGCAGGUGGCGAAUCUUAUUAGUUGGACCUGCUGUACAGAAGGACUCGUGUCUAAGUUCUGUUUUCUUACCGACAGACCCUAGAUCUUCAGGACAAACGCUUGGCAGAGGGGUCAUUCUCCCUAACAAGGCAAGCAGCUAGUGACAGGUCUCCACAUUUCUUUUUCAUUCUCGCGGACGUAACCCUUGAGGGCACAAUUCACAACAUGUUUAUCUACGGGCCUCGGGGUUAGAUUUAGCCUACGCGCAUAUUCCCGCUCUGUGAGGCAGAUGCUGUACCGUGUCCGAAGUGGCCGGCGGAUGUACGUGACCAGAAAGGGAAGGGAUGUGAGAAGAAUACAACAGAUGGGUGGAGUGGUUGGCGUUUUAUUUUUAUUACUAUUUAUUUUUCAUAUACUUUUUAUUUAUUUUUUGCUUAAAAAAAGAAAUUAUUUUUUGCUGUCCAUUAUUUUGCC
Molecule: messenger RNA, 1573 nt
Organism: Monascus purpureus
Lineage: Eukaryota; Fungi; Ascomycota; Eurotiomycetes; Eurotiales; Aspergillaceae
Source: the annotation of a GenBank genome assembly